AUGUCGUCUCUUCCCGCUGCCUCCCCUUUCCCCCCAGCGACCUCUGCCCUCAGACGCGUUGCCAUGGAGACCUACUGGAAGGAAGUACAGAGCAUCGAGGAGGAGGAGGAAGAGGAGGAGGAGGAGGAGGAAGAGGAGGAGGAGAGGAAGAGUAUAGACGAGGUGGAGCUGGAGGAGGCGUGGCUAACGGAGGCGGGGCUGUCGUCCCUGGUAACCAGCUCGUCGUCAGAGGAGCCGCCGGCAGAGGCGCUGCUGUCCACGUUGUCACGGCAACAGGUCGCCACGGUGAGGAAGAGGCUGGAUAACUACACAGAGACACUGAGGAAGAGGAACAGGCAGCCAAUCAGAGACGUCCGUGAUAUCUUCACUGUGGUGAGAGCAGCUGAUUGGCUGCUGAGGGACUGUCCGUAUUCAGAGGGCGUGGCUGAACACAAAGGGGGCGGGGCUUGUUGGGACUGCCGACGUUUCCAUGGAGACGACAGCAGUGACCUGCUGUUUGUACCUGUCCCCCCCCCCCUCACCUGUGCAGAUGACCUCUCAUCAUGUGACCUUCGGCGUCUGGGCUUCAUCGCUCACAUCGAGCUCUCCACCUUCCUGCUGUGUCUGGGCGUCCGAACCAAGCGCACCCGCCCGCCACGCCGCCGCCGCAGGGACGGCGGCGUGUUCGGCGUUCCUCUGGACGCGCUGCUGCUCAGCGACAGGAAGUCAGCGGCCGGGGUCAAAGUUCCCAUCGUGGUCCAGAAGUUGUUGUGUAUUUUAGAGCAGAGCGGUUUACAGACUGAAGGGAUUCUCAGAGUACCAGGAUCAGCUGCUAGACUGAAGUACCUGCGUGGAGAGAUAGACAGGUGCUCCGGAGGGUUCGACUGGUCGGCAGUGAGACAGGUCGACGCUGCCGGUCUGCUGAAGCUCUUCAUCAGAGAACUACCCUCACCCCUGCUGACACACACACACCUGACCUCCUACCUCGCUGUGCUGGUGCUGAUUCAGUUCGGUCUGCGCACAUACAGGCAGAAAAUAUGGAAAGCUUCACUGAAGGCCAAAGUGUUGAUUGACAAAGGUCUGCGUGUCACAGAGGAUCUUACUUUCUGGGAGAGACAGUGUAGAAACAAACUGUGGCCACUUGUUGACAGGGCUCGCAAGGAGGGAAAAAAGACGUCGUGGAGAGGUCCUGAUGUGAUCAUCGAGGGCAAGAAAAUCACCGCUGACUCUGUCAAAUGA
Molecule: messenger RNA, 1218 nt
Organism: Scomber japonicus (chub mackerel)
Lineage: Eukaryota; Metazoa; Chordata; Actinopteri; Scombriformes; Scombridae
Product: rho GTPase-activating protein 28-like
Exons: 8
Coding region: 1-1218 (405 amino acids)
Biological process (GO): negative regulation of stress fiber assembly; regulation of small GTPase mediated signal transduction; signal transduction
Cellular component (GO): cytoplasm
Molecular function (GO): GTPase activator activity
Source: RefSeq, a predicted model, not a curated record